Messenger RNA from Aplysia californica (California sea hare), 1492 nucleotides. RefSeq lists its product as uncharacterized. The record is from RefSeq and is a predicted model, not a curated record. Gene Ontology annotation, molecular function: ATP binding; protein serine/threonine kinase activity. Gene Ontology annotation, biological process: protein phosphorylation. Lineage: Eukaryota; Metazoa; Mollusca; Gastropoda; Aplysiida; Aplysiidae. The coding region runs from base 198 to 1385 and encodes 395 amino acids. The transcript is spliced from 3 exons.
CCAACUCCAAUAAACAAACUUUAUCACCCUGACCAAUUUGCAGCAUUGCGAGAUACAAACCCGUAGGCUACUAUUAUUGGUCGAUGCUGGACCCGCGUUGUUUCUUUUGAGUGUAAAUCCGUGACUUUUACUGUCUAAUUUUUUUAAACACAAACAGAAGCCUUUUUUUUACUGGAGAUUGUGCAACUGUAGGGAGUAUGUUGAGUACCCAGAACAGCACUUUCACGUCCUUCAACACUGAGCCGGGCGGUGGUUAUUUGGUCCAUUUCACGGACAAGAGUUUCCACAGCGGAGAGCGAUUCAAGCUCUACAGUGGCAUCUUCCUGGGUCGGGGGGCACAAUGUCCUGGUCGCUGUGUGGUCAAAAUCAGCAAAGGGGCGGACUUAGCUUCAAAGGCUGACUGUCUGAUUGAAGACAAAAAAUCCAAGCAGGCCCGCGCCUUCUCGCUUGCCUUCCGUGAGUUGUCCGGGAGAACUGAGAUCAAGUUCGUUCAGCUGUACGCGGCAGAGAUCGACGAGAUCUCCUUGCAGAAACGGCUGUUUUGGAGUGGCAAACAUAAAAUCACCAGACAGAACUAUGUCCUUUUUGAGGAAGACUUGAGAGAAAAUUUUGACAACCUGCACUUCUCAGGGCGUGAAAAGCUUUCGAAGUAUCUGGACUCAAAAGGCAGAGAAAAAUUGGUCGCAGCAAAAGACCUCCAGGCUUUUACACACUUCUCGUACCAUGUCUCGCAUGGGAAGCUGGUGAUCUGUGACGUAGAAGGGGUUGAAACGAAAGAUGGGUUUCGUUUGAAGACUCCAACCAUACACUCCACGGCAAAGAAAUUUGGCAUCUCCGAUAAGGGUGAGAAGGGAAUUGAAGAAGUGUUUCGACACCACACAUGUAAUGAUAUCUGUCAGGGUAUGAUCAAACCUCAAAAUCAGGGAGGAGACAGACCACGUGAACUCACAUCCUAUUCUGAGGCUCAAAACUACAGAAGAGAAAAUGGACAAACUACACAACAGCGGGACUCUUUUGUCCGUGCAACCGCUCCAGAUCUAGAAGACAUUUCCGAAACGCGUCGAAAUGAAGAACAAUCUCCAGAGGAAAUGUCCGCAAGCCGUUACGAUUUUCAGCUUCAACAGCGGGGUUCCCGCUCACUGUGGCAGAAUCCACCCUCUUAUGAUGAGAUAGUGGCUCUCACAAGAAACAGCAGGCUGGCCCAGCACCGUGGAAACAUGGCACAAGAACCGCUCACCCCUCCCCCCGUGUACACUCCACCAUCAUAUCAUGUUUCGGUGGUCCAACCACCCUCCUAUUAUUCCUACUGCGGUCAUGAUACAGAGGAACCACCGCCAUCAUAUCGCUCCGUGGAAGACUCAACUCAAGGUCAUUCUGUUGUGUGAACAAAACCACACCCACACUGAAAAAAACAAGAGAAAUGAACAAGAGAAAAAGCAUAACAACGGAGCAGGGAAUAAACAAUAAAUAAAACACUCUUCCAAAUUAUCAA